Carcharodon carcharias (great white shark) is the source of this 3723-nucleotide messenger RNA. It is a transcript of the gene plekhh3, whose product is annotated as pleckstrin homology, MyTH4 and FERM domain containing H3. Gene Ontology annotation, biological process: signal transduction. The record is from RefSeq and is a predicted model, not a curated record. Gene Ontology annotation, cellular component: cytoskeleton. The transcript is spliced from 13 exons. NCBI's taxonomy places the organism in Eukaryota, Metazoa, Chordata, Chondrichthyes, Lamniformes, Lamnidae. Bases 157 to 2493 code for a protein of 778 amino acids.
CUUCCCCGCCCCCCGCGCGCUCUCUGUCGCUCACAUUUCUGGCUCUAGGAAGAAGUGGAUUCUGAGGUAUUGGGUUGCAGUUUUCAGGAAGGUUUUGCUCAGACGGAGUCUGGUUUCGCCUGAAUCUUUCCGCGGGAGGGAGAGGCCCCUGUCCUGAUGCCUUUGCGAGCUUUGUGUUUAUUGCUUUGCUGCCGGAGAGGCUUCAGUUUGCUGGGCCGAGAUUAUGGAGAAGCUGAAAAAGCAGAAGAACUUCAGGAACUUCAGAAAGAACAAAUUAAAUCUGCAUCAUCAGAUCUGAGCCUAACUCAGUCGUUAGCCCCUGACACCUCAAACAGACCAAAAGAGAUUCCAGAGGAAAUGAAGAGCUUGAUUAAAGAAAAAAUCAAAAGUAAAGCAGCGACUGGUGUGGACAAGGGCAUCAUCAUGCAGGGUUGGCUGUUUAAAGAGGUGCAGCACAGUGUGAUGAUGCCUUGGCUGAGAGUUCGGAAACACUGGUUUGUGCUGACACAGAAUUCACUGGAUUAUUACACCAACAAUGAGCUGAAUGCAAAGCGUCUCGGCAUGUUAGUCCUGACCAGCCUGUGCUCUGUACUCUGGCCCGACAAGUGCACAUACAAGGGCACAGGCUAUUGGAACAUCACAGUGUUUGGACGAAAGCAUCGAUAUGAACUCUACACAAAACACCUGAACCAAUGUAUUCAGUGGGCUUGUGCGAUCCAGAAUGUCAUCAGUUGUAAAGCUCCUGUGGAGACACCAACACUGCUCCUGAUUCAGGACAUUGAGGAGAACUGCACCAAUUCUGAAGUCCUGGAGCACAUUUACAAAUGGAAUCCAAUUCUGCAGCACACUCAAAAACCACUUUACGCUCCUCUUCUCCCAUUCCGUUAUGGAUUAGUGAGCCACCACUUCAAGAAUACAAAAGGUUACACAACUGUCCAGGAUGAAGCUGUCAAAGUUUUCAAUUCACUGCAGCAACUAGAGACUGAACGAGAUCCUAUCCCACUCAUUCAGGGUGUCCUGCAAACCUGCCUGGACUUGGAGCCUCUCCGGGACGAGAUCUACUGUCAGCUGAUUAAGCAGACAAGCAAUCCCCCAUAUGUGGGAAAUGUCAGUGACCUGCGGAAUUGGCAGCUGCUCACGUGCAUGAGCGUCACCUUCCUCCCCAGUACCACUGUUCUCAAAUACCUCAGAUUCCACAUCAAAAGGUCACAAGAUCAGUUUCCAGAGACUGAGAUAGAUAAAUAUGCAGAAUUCAUCAAAAAUUCAUUGGAGAAAACCAAAUGCAGGGACUGUGUACCAUCGUGUGAAGAAAUUCUGGUCUUGAUCCAGCGAGAGGAGAUGAGCUGCACCAUUCACUAUGCUGGCUGCCAAUUCUGCAGGGUCACCAUCAAUUCUCAUACAACAGCUGGGGAGGUUGUGAACAGUCUGCUGGUGAAGCUUGGCUUAGAGCAAAGUCGCAAUCAAUUUGCUCUCUUUGAACAGAACAUGACUGAACAGCAACUCGUGACGAAUAACACAAUUGUAGCGGAUAUUAUAACCAGGUUUGAAAAUCUUGCUGCAAGCAUGGAUGAGCCAGAAAGCCAAUGGAAGCUUUGUUUCAAACUAUACUGUUUCCUGGAUUCAGACAAUGUUCCAAAGAACAACUUGGAAUUCACUCUCCUGUUCGAGCAGGUCCAUGAGAUGGUAACCAAAGGCUAUUUUCCUGCAUCAGAAGAAACCCUGCAGACCCUGGCUGCCCUGAGACUGCAGUUUACAAUCCGGGACUUUGCCACACAUGUGCCACUACCUAGAUUUCAGGAGUUGUUUCCUGUUCAUGUUCUCCGGGCUCGGGUCCAGCAGUCUGUAAAGGUAUUACUUUCCACAAAUAAGGGUCGGAAUCACUUCCUGCCAGAAGCGUUGACGAGCAGCCUCUGGGGUAGCACAAUCCAUAAACAGAAACUCGAGGAGGAACAGCUAUUAAAAGUACGGCUGAAAGAGGAGGCAGCAGCUUCAAUGGCCAUGAUCAUUGAACAGUGGAAACAACUUCAGGGAAUGACCCAACUGGAGGCUAUGGCAACAUAUUUCAGUAUAGUGAGGGAAUGGUCUGGAUUUGGAGCCACACUGUUCGAAGUAGGUGCUUUUAUGAAUUCGGCAGUGAACAUGACUCAGACACUGUGGUUGGCAGUAGGAGCAAAAGGUGUUGCUCUCUACAAACAAGGGGAUGCAGAGUCUGUGGAGAGUUUCGAUUACCAGCAGAUUUCAUCGUUUGAGGCAACAGACAGGAACACCUUCAAAAUUACUCUGAGUAAAAAGGACUUGCUGUUUGAGUCCUGCAAGGUUCAAGAGAUUGCUCAGCUAAUGAAAAUUUACAGCGCCAGUCAUGUCAGAACACGAGCCCGAGCUGGUGAUCAUCGAACUAGACCCAUCACAACAGGUAGCCUGGCCAACAGUCACCACCGUAUCCUGUACAGGGAUUCCAGCACAGAGGAAACUUUAACCUUGUGGAGCAUCUGACACAGCAGAGCACAGUAGGAGAGCUGCUGGUGAAACAUUCACUUUUCUUGUUACUACUGUAUCAUUAGACUUCAGCACACCAUACAUAAGUAGCGAGCCUCAUCCUGCAGCAGGGAGUUGGUCCCAUUUAGGCCUUUUACUAAACACUAAUUGCUGCAGCUUCACUUAAACAUUUAACAUACUAUAAAUCACGAGCAAAAGGCUUCUUCAAGUGAGGAAGUUGAUGAGGCAUCAGAAUCAAAAGUUCCUGCUGUAGUCUUGCCUUGUCAGACUGUCGUGAAGGUAGUAAGAGGAGUGAACAAAUCCAGUGCUCUUCUCGGGCAAAGGCCUGAAAGCCUGGGACUGGAAGAGAACAAAUGAAAGUUCAAUGCCAUUUUGUAUAAAGCAUUACAAAUGGGAAUGUAUUCCAGUGAAAUGGUCCCCUAGUACAUCAAUCCUUAGAUUAACAAACCACUUGGUAUCUCAACAGAAGCUGUAAAUGCUGCAAACCCUAGUCAGAUGAUUAAUGGGGAUUGCAACAACUUAAUUUCUUUGGCACUGAUUAUGAACAAGAUGAUGGAUAGCAAGAGGAAACCAAGAGGAGAUUAAAACACUUAAAAUUCAGAUAGUACUUCUGAUUCAUCACAGAUGCGAGAUUGAGGUGAAAACAUCAAUGUCUGAUGACAUUAGUGUCCAACCAGAAAUCAUAAAACAUUGAAAAUUAAUUGUCUUUUUUGCUUUUAAAAACACUACCCUUCCAAACUUCAGUUUCAUAACUCUGUGCAGUUACAGCUUUUCUUUCAAAAAUGUUGCAACCCUGUUGAACAUUAGGUAAAGGAUUCGAGGACUAUUGGCGACAGGACACAGGCUAACCAGUCUGGAACCAUUUGGCUACUGUGCAGCUUUAUUAUUCGAUAUAGGCAGAGUUUUAAAAAGUCUACAGGGAACAGCGUGUACCAAAUCCUCUGGAAUUAGGAGGUAAAUUAACUUCAAUACGCCUGAAGCUUCUCUGAAACAGCACCAUUUAUAAUUAUCAGAAACAUUAUUUAAAGCUGCUGGCAGCUUUGGUGUUACACAGGGACUACCCUUCCAUAUUGUCUUAAACUCACUAUGCAAUGGAAAAGCAUUUUUAUUUAACUGUAUACUGCAUGUUUCCUUUCUUCAUUGUACAUUUACUGCACUAUACUGUACAGAUGAAUUUGUGCAAUAUGUAAAAAUUUUAUCAGAAUUAAAACUUAGUUUAGUUAUUUA